AUGAGCGCGCCGCCGUCCGCGGCCGAGGCGCUCUCCUCUCUGCUAUGGCAGCCCUACGACUGCCGCUCGCCGCCGCUGCCGCGCUCGCGCACCGAUGGCGCCCUCGCGAGCGUGUGCCUCGCGGGAGUUGCGGCCCAGUCGCCGAGCGGCGGUCGUCAUGCGCGCGCGUCGUACCGCGCGAUCCCUCCCCGCCACGAGAUGCGGUUGCCAGUACCGGCGCCCGCCCCGCUGCGUAAGUCGGACUCGGUCUCAGUGCGCGUCCCCGGAGAGCCGAGCCGAUCGGAGUGCAAUGUGAACAUAGUGCAGGUGCGAGAUGCGCCCGAGCAAGACAGUGUGGUGCCGGAGAGAGAGCCCGCUCUCUCUGUAGCGACCGCGGAGUGCCAGACAGAGGAGCCCCGGCGGCGGCGGGCCAGGCGUGCGCGUGCGCCUAGAGUGCCCGAGGCGCUGGAGAGCGUACCCCCGCCGCCCUACAGCACGCUGCCGCCCUUACACCAGGUGCCUGUGCCGGUGCCUGUACCGGUGCCGGUGGCUGUUCCACCCCCACCAGCACCCAUCGUCGCCCCACAUCCCCCAGCACAUCGCUUCCCCUUUCAACCUAUUCCUCUCAGAUCAGGAAGAGGUGCUGCGUAUGCAUGUUCGGAAGGAGAGGGCAACGCUCCUAAAUCCUGUUGCGGUCGACCUCCGCUUCGACUGUGUGUCUUGUUCCUGGGCGUAGUUGGUGCGUGUCUUGUGGGUGCGGGCGCCGUGCUCGGGGCCCUGAGGCCCCACCCACGUGCACCACUCACAUUAUUAUUACUGAUGAUAGGCAUAGGUGUGGUGUUAGUGACAGCUGCUGGUCUAGCGUGGCGUUUGGGUGCACGAGAUGCGCCUUGUGCAUUGUUAGGUUUAAGGCGAGCGUCAUGUCGACGGCUCGUGCCUCGUCUACCGCCGAGCUACGCACGCCCGCACCACCCUUAUGCGGCCAUGCUAUACCCAGAGUUUCAUUAUAGGCCGCCACCACCGACAUAUCAAGCUUCUAUGCAAGAGUACAGACUCAGGUUGCUUCUCUUAGACAGAAGUGCGCCCGCGGUGUCGCCGCCUCCCACAUACAGAUCCAACUCAGCUAGUCUAGUCAGAGGAUCAACGGGAGCCGCAUGGUGUGGAUCCGAGUACAGUGGACCCCCGUCAUAUCGCGCGCCGCGGGCGGACCCUCCUGUAACCGUCACAGACGCACUCCCUUCCCUCACACCUAUAGACCUUAAAUACGCAGAUGACACAAUAGAAUCCCUACCUAAGCCCACAGAACAAGAAAAAGACCCAAACGAACAUCUGGUGACCAUCGUUCAUACUGAAGCACAGCCGGUCAUUGUGACCGUCUCCGGCUCCCCAGCUCUCAACGACACGCACACGCAACCACCUUCCGAAAUUGACAUUCUGGCACAUUUA
Messenger RNA from Brenthis ino (lesser marbled fritillary), 1425 nucleotides. The record is from the annotation of a GenBank genome assembly. NCBI's taxonomy places the organism in Eukaryota, Metazoa, Arthropoda, Insecta, Lepidoptera, Nymphalidae.